This is a messenger RNA of Eublepharis macularius, 6583 nucleotides long. It is a transcript of the gene WDR6, whose product is annotated as WD repeat domain 6. Gene Ontology annotation, cellular component: cytoplasm. The transcript has 9 exons. Gene Ontology annotation, biological process: tRNA methylation. Gene Ontology annotation, molecular function: protein binding. Bases 223 to 3597 code for a protein of 1124 amino acids. NCBI's taxonomy places the organism in Eukaryota, Metazoa, Chordata, Lepidosauria, Squamata, Eublepharidae. The record is from RefSeq and is a predicted model, not a curated record.
GCGGUGACGAUUUCCCACCCACCCCCGGCCCACUUCUAGGCUUGUAAUUAAGCCCCGCUGAAGCACUUGCGGAUCCAUUACACUGCUUAGAAGGCGAACAAGGACGCGUCCUCUCCCUCCGGAGUCGCAGGGGCACGUAGGUCCCCGUUUCCUUCAUGCGCCCGGCUUAAUGCAGCCUUCGUUGUUUUUGCUUGUUCCUUCGCUUUUCCCUCAUAUCGAAAUAUGUCGGCAUCCUGUUAUAUAAGAGAGAGAGAAUUGGCAAGGGGCCUCACCUCCCAUCCUUUUGCAACAAUGGAAACAGAAUUGCUGUUGGCUCCUAUCACAGCUCUGGAGAUCAUACAAGAUCAUCUGGUAGCAGGUGAAGGACCCAACAUAGCCAUCUAUGCUUUAGAGCCUGGCACUGUCUGCUCUCCAAGAUGCUGCAAACAGGUCCUCCGGCACUCUAACAUCCACAGUAUCAAAGAGCAACCAAAGCAGACUCCAGGAGCCGGCGAAGCCUCCACCCUGGCUGUCUUUGGGGGCAAAAGCCUUGUCAUUGUAGAGUUUGGCCUCCAGAACAACAGGAUAAAGUUAGCUGAACUCUUUCCUCUCUGUGAGCUGCAUGAUUGGAUCUGGGACCUGCAGUGGCUGGAGAGCAGCACUGAGACACCAAGCUGUGUGGCAGUGGCUCUAGGCCAUAACUCUGUGGCUCUGUAUGACUAUGUUGGCCAAAAGAUUCUCCAAGAAGUACACUGCCAAGAGAAAUGCAUUCUCUACUCCGCCCAUUUGGUUGGGAGCAGCUGGGACAGUUUGGUUCUGGUGGCUGGCACUGUCUUCAAUCAACUGGUGAUCUGGUGUGUUUCUGACCUGGCUGAUGAAACAGGAAGGAUAAAACCCCGCAGCAGGAUCAUUGGGCACCACGGUGUUAUCUUCAGCAUCUGCUACUCGGAAAGCAAAAGCAUCUUGGCCUCAGCUUCAGAUGAUAGGAGCCUGCGGCUGUGGGGCAUCAGCAACCUCCAAGCACCUCUGGACCACAUCCCGUGCUUGCUGGUAUGCUACGGGCACCAGUCCAGGGUGUGGUCAGUCCAGCUGCUGAACGACUGUAUCAUCAGCAUAGGAGAAGAUUCAGCUUGUCUUGUGUGGAACUACCAAGGUGAGAUUGUUCGCAGCUUCAAAGGACACACAGGCCGAGGUCUACGCACAGUGGCGGUGCACGAGGCACGGGGCUGUGUCUUCACAGGCGGGGCUGAUUCUGGCAUUAGAUGCUGGCAUUUGAAAGGACCGAGGACCAACAGGAACAGCCUCUUGCAGCUUAAUUUCCCAUCACCUCAAAGGAAAGGAUUACCCAGAGCAGUAAAGCUGGUGGAUACUGGCCAUCUCCUUGUAAUGACUGAUGCUGGGGCUGUAUACUCUUAUGGCUUGACCUCUAAAGACUGGACGUUGAUCCUGGAGGAUGCUGCUUAUCAGUCCUACAGCCUCCUAGAAGUGUGUCAGCUCACUGGAGGAGAUACCCUGUGUGCUAUGGGCAGUCUUUCAGGGCAGGUCAAAAUAUUCCCUCUCCACAAUCCUGCGCUAAGCAAGGACCUGAAUCUGUACGACGGGAAAGUGCACAGCCUGAGCUGGUCCUCAUGCCCAGGCCAGGAUCUCAGCACUUGCGGUCUCUUUGUGUCUGGCUCAGCUGGCAUUCUGCUGUGGCUGGAGGUCUCUUGCAGCCCACUCGACAGCAUGACUGUGGUGGUAAAGCAGUGCUUCAGCCUGCCGCCUUGCAAGCAGCGAUGGCACACGUGCACCGCCUUCCUUCCCCAUGGAGAUUUUCUCCUUUGUGGUGACCGCCGGGGCUCUCUGAUGCUGUUUGCAUGCAGGACCCGUCUUGACUUGGAACAAGAGAAGGCAUCAGGGGGAGGAGACUUACGUGGAUUAGGUUCAGUGACAGCCUGUAAUGUGCCAGGGCUAAACCUUCCUAUUGGAAGAGAGAGGCCAGACACCAAGGACCCUGUUUCUCUAAUCUUUGGACUUCAUGGGAAGACUGGCGUAACCUCUGUAGCCUGCCAUGGUGACUUCCUCUACAGCACAGGCCGUGAUGGCUGCUACAGGCAGCUCCAGAUUUUGGGCCAGCAGCUCCAAGUGCUGAGGAAGCAGAAGCCAUGCAAAGGCCUGGAGUGGCUGGAAGGGCUGCGUUUCAGCCCUGAUGGCAGCAUGUGGGUGCUGGGCUUCCAUGCUGCCUGCUUUGUGCUCUGGAAUGCCAACAGCAAUGAGACGCUGUUGAGCAUCCCUUGUGGGGGUGGCCACCGCUCCUGGAGCUACACUCAUUGUCCCUCUGCUGAGACCUUUGCUUACAUCAAAUCUGGGGACGUGGUCGUAUACCAAAAUAGAGAUAUGCCCAAUGGGCAGUGCAUCCUCAAAGAAUCUUUGCAUGGGCGAGAGCUGACAUGUGUGUGCCAUGUUGGAACUUUGAAGACAUCCAGGCAGGACCUAGUAAGCAUCUUUGCCACUGGCAGCGAGGACAACACAGUGACUAUUCUAGCCUUUGGAGCACAGUUUCAUACGUUGAGCCGGCUCACAGCUCUCAAUGACCAUAUCUCAAGCGUGAGAGCUCUGGCGGUGGUGGAAAGCACUGCUGUUCUGCAGGAGAAAGGGAGUAUCUCCUCCAUCCUUUUCUCAGCAGGGGGCCGAGCUCAGAUUGAAUGUUACCGUCUGCAGCUCAGCCCUGACUAUGGUUCCAGCAGUGGUGUGUUGUGCCAGCUGGCCCAUGUGGCAUCACAUCGGCUGGAUGAGCAGUGGGAUCGCAUGAAAAAUAGGCACAAGUUGAUCAAGAUGGAUCCAGAGACCAGGUAUAUGUCUGUUGCAGUGUUCGUUGGGACUGAGGAUGCAGAGCUGCCUGCUCCCAUACUCUUUCUAGCUGCUGCCUGCAGUGACGGAUCUGUCCGGCUUUUCUUGCUGCUCGAGUGUGCCCAGAAACUCUGGCUUGUGGCAGAGUCCUUUUACCAUCAGCGCUGUGUCCUGAAAGUCCAAGUGUUUACCUGCAAGACAGCUGGUGGAGGAAGGAGACAGUUCUUGGUCAGUGCUGCCACUGACGGGGCCAUUGCAUUUUGGGAUAUCACGGCUACCAUUGAUUGUGCCAUGGAGGCUGUAAAGGCAAAAGUCAGAGAGGUGGAGCUUCUGGCUCUGGAAACUCCGGUCUUUACCAUCCAGGCUCACAGCUGUGGUGUGAAUAGCCUCCAUGUCCAGGAAACAGCGAGUGGCCAUUUCCUCGUGGCCAGUGGCAGCGAUGAUGGUUCCAUCCACAUCUGUGUUAUAGAAGUGAAUGUCAAAAGCAUAGUCAACAAGGGAACCAUUGGUGGGGCUGGCAUCCACGUCCUUAGAAAGUUCUCGAGGCUUUGCGCCCACGCAGCUCAUGUGACAGGAGUCCGACUCCUACACCCCAACUUCCUCCUUUCCGUUUCUGUGGACCAGCGCCUGACACUGUGGUGCCUUGAUGAGGACAGUCUGUCUUUUGUGUACAGCAAGUUUUGCCACGUAGCUGAUGUGGCUGCUCUAGAGUGUUGGGAAAGCAGGCAACACGGCUGUCAUACUGUGAUAUGUGGCCAGGGCCUGGAGAUUCUCCGGUGCAAAGUAUGAACAAAGGCCUGCUGGAAACAUGCCAGGUGAUAGAUAAAAGCUUUUGUAUGAAAAACGCCAUGAAGUGAGCACAUAAUUGCCUUUGUAGACUGGUCAAAUUUCUGGAAAAUGCACAGGAUUUAGUAACAACCAAUAUACCAAUAUUUUCUUGGUGAAAAAGUAUGGUAAAUUCAGAAAUCUGAUUGCCAAAUUUUAAGCCGUGUGAUUUGGUUGUCAUCGUGGUGGUCAUUUUUCAGAAAUUCCUAUGGAAGGAGGUGCUAGCAACAAUCAGCUCUUCCUUAAUUCUAAAAAGUGCUGAACUGAAAAAUCUAGGUUGCCAAAUGUUGGUUUAGUCACUAUCAUAGAAACUGUCUGCUUCAUAACCUGGUGUUGUAUAUAACUGAGAUCUUUGUACAAGAGAACUUUAUUAAUCCUAAUUAGUUCUCCCUCACAGAGAUAGAAAUGGCUGAAUUCCCCUGUUCACUAUCAGUACCAAGGACAAUGAGACAUUUAUAUCCAUUCAUUUGUUUGCUUGAUGCUUUUCUUUAUGCCUUGUUACUCAGUGUAACUAUUCCAGGUUGGGCGCUGUUUAUAUCAAAUAUUACCAUCAGAAAUACUUACCAAUUUCAAAAAUGGAAACUGUCAUAAAACAAGAGAUUUAGUAGGGUUGAUUGUGAUGAGGCUCAAGUGUGGACCAAAGGGAACUUGAAAGACCAGAGCUGGAAUUGUGAUCCAAUCUCAAAACACAUACAUGAGUCAAUAUGUAUAGAACUCCAAUCCCAAUAAGACAAGGCGCCUAUGCUUUUUAUGAUACAGUCUUACAUGUUGAAGUUCUACAUAAAGAAGCCAGAAACUCUCAGAAACGAUGUGAUCAUCCAGAUGACCUCUUUACCAUGCUGGUGGUAUCUGCAAUGUGUAAUCUGUCUGUCUUGGUAAUUAUGUAUGGAGAUGAGAAUAUGCUCAGGAAGUUUCUGCCGGCCUGUCCUUAAUAAUUCAUCACUUGAGCCCUGGACAGGCUGGGGUUACUGGUCUGGUAGCCCCAUGCAUAUUUGAUGGCCCCAAGUGCAGCAACAGGGAGAUCACAACAAGGCCCUUUUGUGUCAAGGUUCAGUACACAAGGUGCAUCUGUCAUGCACUGCUGCUGUCCAAUGGCCUUUGUGAGCUGCUGAACUCACAGUGAACCAAAGCAACAUUGUUCACUUGGUGGCACUUGCAAUAGAAGAAUGUGGAGUGAGUAGCCAGGUUUGGGCUCUUGUCUAAUAGGCACUCACCUUUAGCCUGGGCUAUCCUGCAACUAUGUUCAGGAACUCCUAAGCACACUUCAGAUGCCGUGGACUAACUUGGGGAACUACAACUGAAUCAGCUCAAAGAUGCCAUUCCAGCCACGUGUCAUCCCAAAAGCCAGGCAGAAACAAAUAGUCUCAGAAGGGACCCAGCGAAUGGCAUCCCUGGAAGCAACUGGCCUGCUCCCUUCAGUGGCUGGUGCCGUGGUCCGAAGGUCAUUCCUACCCACAGCAAGCGUCGCCACCCACCUGGGCUGCUCCAUGAGGAUAAGCGGAACCCCUACCUUCAAGAAGUGUCAGCUCCAUGCAAGGAAUAAAGAAGAUCCAACCAGAGGCUGGCUGGGGAAGGUAGGAGCUGCAAUCAAGGACCGGGACAAAAUUGUGACCGAGACUCCUUUAAGUGCAAGGCAAAACAAGAUGGUUCUUCCUCAGCUUUCCAAAGGACAAAAAGACGAUACGCCAUAUCAGAAGUUGCCGUGUCUCCCUGCCUGUUUCUCCCAAACCAAAAAAGCUCCACCGCCUAACAGUGACAUGGCCCCAUGGACUGGGGCCGCUCAGUCUGAGGCCUCCUUCCACACCCUUUUCACACCUGUGGUCUCCGUCUUGCAUAGUGUCCCUUGCUCCACAGCAGGCCCUCCUGCCUUCUGCAGCUUUUCCCCAGAGCAUGGAGAGAAGGCCUCAGCCACAGAAAGGGAGCAGAGACUAAGAGCCAAGCUGCUGCAAGGCAGGGCUAAGCAGAAGGGGCAAAGCAGAGGCUUGCCCAGGCACUUCAAGAGCAAGCUGCAGGUGACGAAGCUGCUGCCCGUGCCCCGCAUAACUACCCUCAGCUUCAGCCGCAACUUCACUUUCUCCUUCUUUGAACUGCCGCCCCAUCAAAGCCACCAGCACUGGAAGCAACGCCAGCAGCUCCUCAGCCUCCUCAUGAAACAGCUGCAGUAGCACACCUUUGGCAACAGGCAUGGAAAGAGGGACCCAGCAGCCCUAGAACUACCUUUGGAACUGCCCACUUGCAGUGCAGGAGGCCAAGUUGAACUCAAUCCACAGCCCCAGAGAAUAUGCUUGCCUGCUAUGGAAAUACCACCUUGCAUCCAUCACAACAGUUACCCCCCUCUUCUCUACUUAAAACCACAUUAGAUGAAAUCCUGGGAAGUUUCCAGACUGAUCUGCUCAGCAGUUUUAAAAAAGGUAUGUUGCAACCAUAACUAUGACCAACAUUGGAUCAAGGGACAAGGGGGCUUAGACCUCCCUCCUCCUUAUGUGCAUCCCUUUUCCAAACACCACCCAUACCAGUUGCUAGCUCUACCUUUUUAAUAGCUGAGGAUGAAGAGGGAAAGGCUGUUUUAAUCAGUAAAAACUGUAUGCACUUCCUGGUGAGAUUCUACAGCUCCUCUACAUAACAGACCAUCUUUGUCAUAGUUCUAAAUCUGCAGAAAUUUCUAAAGCUGCCACCUGGUGCAAGUUACGGGGAGAGGACCCCACUGUUCUUAAACAUUGAUCUAACAAUGAUAUGUGGUGUUUGAUUCAUUUACUGUGAUAUAUAGCUAUAUUUUGCUUUUUUAAUAAGCAAUAGAGUUUAUCUAUUCCAAAGUCUCUUACUGUGUAACAGUUUAUACUUUGGACCAUGUACAUUUCCAAUUUCACAAUAAAAAUAAAUAAAAACCUGCCAGGAACAUCCUGUCACAGGUGAUUCAAUAUCUUGUUUGGUUCUUACUGGCAGCUCAAGU